Molecule: messenger RNA, 2693 nt
Organism: Pimephales promelas (fathead minnow)
Lineage: Eukaryota; Metazoa; Chordata; Actinopteri; Cypriniformes; Leuciscidae
Gene: wdsub1
Product: WD repeat, sterile alpha motif and U-box domain containing 1
Biological process (GO): protein ubiquitination
Molecular function (GO): ubiquitin-protein transferase activity; protein binding
Source: RefSeq, a predicted model, not a curated record
ACAUAAGCAAUGAAAGUACAUAACACUAGAUGUAACACUAGAUUAUUAAACAUGAUAAUGGAUAAUUUUAGAAAGGAUAUCGUCUGGGAGUGACUUCAGAGCUAUUACGUUUUUUCCCGUCUGUUUAAACAAUCGAAUAAAAAGGGACACGCCAACAAUACAUAAACAUGGUGUCUCUGAUCUGCACCUUACAAAGUCAUCGAGAUGAUGUGAACUGCUGUGCUUUCUCCGGCUCUCUGCUGGCCACCUGCUCCGCGGACAAAAGCGUGUGUGUUUACUCCAGCCGAGACUUCAGCGAGCUGCCCUUCUCCCCGCUGACCGGCCACGGCUACGGGGUCCACUGCUGCUGCUUCAGCGCCUGCGGUCAAUACCUGGCUUCCUGUUCCACCGAUGCCACCACCGUGGUGUGGUCGAUGGACACCGGAGAGAUCGAGGCCAUCCUGGAGCAUCCGGGCCGGAGUCCGGUGAGGGUGUGCGCCUUCUCUCCAGAUUCAUCUUACCUGGUGUCUGGAGGGUCCGAUGGGAGCAUCGCACUGUGGGAUUUUACUUCCAGGACACUGCGCAGGACUGGUGCUGUGACUGACACCAGUAUAGUGGCCUGCUCUUUCACUCCCUGCGGUCAGCUGUUCGUCACCGGCUCCACAUAUGGUGACCUGCGACUGUGGGACCUGGAUAUGAACCCUCUCCAUGCGGAGAAGAACGCCCAUGACCUCGGGGUCUCCUGCUGUCAGUUUGCUCCUCAGAUAAUGAAGGGCACAGAUGGCUGUGUUCAGUUUCAUCUGGCCUCAUGUGGACAGGACAGUCUGUUGAAGAUAUGGAUUGUUUCUCUUUUGUCUGCUGCAGGCAUUAAGAUGCAGCUCGCUCACACUCUGACGGGUCAGUCCGCUCCGGUUCUGUCCUGUGCUUACUCUGCUGAUGGACAGAUGUUGGUGUCAGGAUCGGUGGAUAAGACCGUGACUGUGUAUCAAGCUAACCAAGGCGUCUUACUUUACACACUUAACCAGCAUGACAGGUAUGUGACGGCCUGCGCCUUUUCCCCCACGGCACCUCUCAUCGCCACCGGCUCCAUGGACAAAAGCGUUAAUAUCUGGAAGGUGGAGGAUGGCAGCAGUGCUCAGGGCAAAUCUUUUCCUGAUGAAGCUGCUUCAGUCUCCAGCAAUGAAGGAAAGAAGUCACGUGGACACUCCAGACUGAUGGUGAGCGAGUGGUCUGAGGAAGAUGUGUUGGCAUGGUUACGUGAGGAGGGGCUGGAGGCAGUGAUUGACGUGUUUAAAUCCAAUAACAUCGAUGGAGAGGAGCUGCUCUCUCUCACCAAGGAAACCCUCAGCUCUGAGCUGCACAUUGAGUCUCUGGGCCUGCGGAGUAAAAUCAUGAAGAAGAUCGAGGAUUUGAAGAUGGCACCCGUCUCUAACGGCACCCCCGACGAGUACCUCUGUCCAAUCACACGCGAGAUCAUGAAGGACCCAGUGAUCGCUGCUGAUGGCUACUCAUAUGAACGGGAGGCCAUCGAGAGCUGGAUCAGCACAAAGAGCCGUACCAGUCCUAUGACCAACCUGCCCCUGCAGACCACCCUGCUGACACCCAACCGCACUCUGAAAAUGGCCAUUUUCCGAUGGACCACUUGUCAGUGAGCUCUGAUAAUACUGAUCCUAGAUCAAGUCAGGCGAGUAAGACUUCACUGUGAAUACAUGUAGGUUAAGUGCAAGUACCAGGUUUUUGUAUGCUAUGCUGAUACACAAGCUAACUAAUACAGACAUAAAUAGUCAUUAUAAUGUAGUUCAAACAGCUUUAUCGUAACAUUAUUUUGUGUGAAUUGUAAUCAGAGUACCUAUUAAAAGUUAUUUGAUUCGCUUGGGGUCGUAACAGAGACCUGAUUUUGUCACCACACCAGGUUCAGAUGAGUACUAGAAUUAGCAUUAAGCUAGUAUAACCAUUGUUUAUUUACACAAAAGUCCCUUUCAAGGAAAGUGCGUUUACUCGGCGGCCAUAUUUGCAGUGCCUCUGGGGAGCUAUUUCAGGCAUGCAAAACCAAAUACUAUCUAUUUGAAUAGGGGAAUCCUGAAAUCUCAAAAACUGCUUGGCGAACUCACAAUUACAUAACAUAUUUAAAAUCAGCAACAAAAUCUGACAUAAACUUUCCCAUAAAUGUCAAAUAGCAUUAAAAAACUAAUUUUUCAGGAUAGACUAGGCAAUGAUGGGAGAUUCAUGCCGUCAUCCAUCAGUAAAGUGAUGGUAGUUGUCACGUGCUGAUUGAAGAGUAAGUGGUUUAAAUGAUUCUCCAUCAUAACACAGCAGUGUUGAGUGGCCUUAAACAUCAUAAUAAAUGUUUAUCAUCCCCUUUCUGCGCAGUAGCGCACAGAUUGCUGGCGUAAUUAUAGCACAUAAUCAUGAUUCCUCCUGCGGCCGUUCUGUAUCUCCCAUCAUGACUCAUGUUUGAAUACAGGUGAAAUUCUCCAGCUGAUUUAGUCUUGAUGCUAUUAAUCAUUUAAAGUCUAUAAUGUUGCUUGUAUUAAAUAGUCCACAUACUUAAAAUCAGGUAGGCUAUGGAUUUAUUAGUGGAUACUUGUAACCCGUUCAGUGACUGGAUUUCAUGGCUUUACGAUGUAACCAUAUGUAUAUUACUGUAUAUAAGAGCACUGUUAAGAGACCCAUUUGAUGAUCAUGCAGCAGUAAAAUCAACCUGUUGAACAACA